AAGGUACAGCUAGAAGAAAGGCAGCACAAGUCUUACCCUAAACCUUUUUUUUUCAAAGUCUCUGUCUUUCUGUAGAAAUCUGGGGAAAAUGUUUUGAAUCUAAGGAGAAAAAGUAAAAUCGAAGUUGAAGUCUUUUUUUUUUUGAGUUGAGGAAGCGCAAAGUGUGAACAGUGUUGUAAUGGCGGGUUACAGAGCAGAUGAUGAUUAUGAUUACCUUUUCAAGGUGGUUCUGAUCGGUGAUUCCGGUGUUGGGAAGUCCAAUCUGCUUUCUCGAUUCACCAGGAACGAGUUCAGUCUUGAGUCUAAAUCAACGAUCGGGGUUGAGUUCGCGACUCGUAGCUUGAAUGUUAAUGACAAAGUUAUCAAAGCCCAGAUUUGGGAUACUGCUGGUCAAGAAAGAUACCGAGCAAUCACUAGUGCAUACUACCGAGGAGCUGUUGGGGCACUUCUUGUCUACGACGUAACCCGACACUCCACAUUUGAAAACGUUGAGAGAUGGCUAAGGGAACUCCGUGACCAUACCGACCCAAACAUAGUCGUGAUGCUAGUAGGAAACAAAUCCGAUCUUCGCCAUCUUGUGGCUGUCCAAACCGAAGAUGCGAAAUCUUUUGCAGAGACUGAAUCACUCUACUUCAUGGAAACCUCAGCUCUUGAAUCUACCAACGUUGAGAACGCGUUUUCCGAAGUACUCACUCAGAUUUACCAUGUGGUGAGCAAGAAAGCAAUGGAGGCUGGUGAAGACUCGGGUAAUGUUCCUUCCAAAGGAGAGAAGAUCGAUGUCGAUGUUUCCGCUGUGAAGAAAACUGGUUGCUGCUCCAACUAAAACACUACAAAGAUUGAAGGAUUUGGUCAUGUAUCCUCAAGCUAAGAUCGUUUUUUCUUUCUUCCUUCCUGUUAACAUUCAAAAUUCUUUUGAAGAUGUUUGCUUUCUUAGGAAACAACAAUCUUAUCUUAUGCUUUUGAUUUUUGCUUGCUUGAAAAAUUGCUUAGCUUUUGGUCUGGUACUAUUGUAUCGGUUAAGGGAUUUUGUAAUUUAACCGGUUCCAAUCUAUGGGUUUAUUCAGCUCUG
Messenger RNA from Camelina sativa (false flax), 1069 nucleotides. RefSeq names its product ras-related protein RABA1d. Gene Ontology annotation, molecular function: GTP binding; GTPase activity. Lineage: Eukaryota; Viridiplantae; Streptophyta; Magnoliopsida; Brassicales; Brassicaceae. The record is from RefSeq and is a predicted model, not a curated record.